This is a messenger RNA of Ictalurus punctatus (channel catfish), 1891 nucleotides long. Its product is annotated as cathepsin Z. The record is from RefSeq and is a predicted model, not a curated record. The transcript is spliced from 6 exons. NCBI's taxonomy places the organism in Eukaryota, Metazoa, Chordata, Actinopteri, Siluriformes, Ictaluridae. Gene Ontology annotation, cellular component: lysosome. Bases 10 to 999 code for a protein of 329 amino acids. Gene Ontology annotation, molecular function: cysteine-type endopeptidase activity.
GCAUUGUGGAUGUUCAUGCCCAGUAUUUGCAUUGAGGGUAGUGCGAACCUGAAAGGCGGCAGCUGUGCGGGUUUAAAACACAUCAUGGCACCUGUCACCAGUAUUUUCCUCUGGCUGUUAUUUGUUUUGAAUGUUUCUGAACAGACUCUGAAAGUAAUCGCUGUCGGGGAAAUAUCCAAUUCUUGCUAUAAACCAGUCAAGUUCAACAGACCUACGUUUGUAAGAACAUAUGCCAGACCUCAUGAGUACUUGAACAUCACUGAACUCCCUGCUUCCUGGGAUUGGCGUAACAUUGAUGGGAUAAAUUAUGUGAGUGUGACACGUAAUCAGCAUAUCCCUCAGUACUGUGGCUCCUGCUGGGCCAUGGGCUCCACCAGCGCCCUGGCAGAUCGUAUAAACAUCAAACGGAAAGGGGCGUGGCCAUCAGCUUACCUGUCCGUCCAGAACGUAAUUGACUGUGGAGGGGCAGGGUCUUGUUUUGGAGGUGAUCACCUGGGGGUGUACGCUUACGCACAUGACAAGGGCAUUCCAGAUGAAACCUGCAACAAUUAUCAGGCCAGAAAUCAAAAGUGUGAUCUGUUUAACCAGUGUGGCACCUGCUCAUACUUCGGGUUCUGUUCUGUUGUGAAGAACUACACUUUGUGGAAAGUAGGAGACUAUGGUGAGGUUUCAGGACGAGACCAAAUGAAAGCUGAGAUCUACAAAAAUGGCCCAAUAAGCUGUGGAAUCAUGGCAACUAAAGGUCUUGAGGCAUAUGAGGGAGGCGUGUUUGCAGAGUUUCACGUCAUCUCACUCAUGAACCACAUCAUAUCUGUAGCUGGCUGGGGAGUCACUGAUGAUGGAACAGAGUACUGGAUAGUCAGGAACUCCUGGGGCGAGUUUUGGGGUGAAGCAGGCUGGGCCCGGAUAGUCACUAGCGCGUAUAAAAAGGGUAAAGGGCACUGGUACAAUCUUGCCAUUGAGAAAGCAUGUGCAUAUGGAGACCCCAUAGUGACCUAAAGGAAGAGGAACUGUUCAGAGCAGCUCUAUCCACAUGUCAAGAGUGUAAUCCAACUGAGAGCAGCACUUACUAUAGACCUUAUUAAAGUGUUAUGAAUGGGAUUGUGUUAGUGAUGAAGUUCAUUUUUCGAUGUAAAAUCCAUUAACACUUGCUGUCAUAGAAUUGCAGGGUUUAGAGAGCAUUAUCACAAUAGUGUUUAUUCUCUAUGUUUUAUUAUUGCCUACUAAUGGUAGAUUAUUUGCUUUUUAAAAAGAAAACCAUGUGUUUUGUUUAGUUUUAUUUAAUGUGUAUUUUACGCUUGCAUAUUUUCCUUAAACAUUUUUGAUUUAUAAUCUGAUGUCUUGGUUGCUGUUUAAAAAAAAAUUAAGCAAAAGACAGUUAAAUAGAGUAACAGAACUACUACAAACGCUGUACAGUGCCUUGUAUAAGUAUUCACCUCCUUGAACUUUUCUGCAUUCUGUAGCAUUACAACAUGGAUGUGAAGUGGAUUUGACUGGGAUUAAUCUAAGAUUAAUCUGGGAUGAAUCUUCACAAAAUAACCCAUAAUAUUAGAGUGGUGGGGCAAAUCAAUAGUAUUUAUUAUUUACGACAAUGUUUAAAAACAUUUUUGUAAAUAGUUUUGCACACUAUAUUGGUUUUCACUCCACUUCACACUGCUAUUUUUGGGGGUAGAUUAAUGACAUUAAAUGUGUUUGUAGGUUGUAACGCUGCAAAAUGUAGAAACGUUCAAGCAGUAAAUCUUAAAAUUCUGUAUUAUUUUAAUAAUUUCAGUGGAUUGGAUUUUAUGAGUGUGAUCACAAUAUUUAUUCAUUUUUAAUGGUUUAUUAUUGUUUUCUUAUAGUAUUGUUUUUCUUUUAAUGAAAAAUAAAAAUUGCACUUUCUUUAACUUUU